CUCAUGGUUUUACACCGGGGACAUAGUAUUUGCCAAGAUGAAGGGAUAUCCAUUCUGGCCUGCCAGAAUUGGUGACGGAAAAGCCCCCAAAAUAAGAUCCACGUCUUCUUUUAUGGAACACACUCAACAACGUUUCUGUUCCCCAGAGACAUCAGUCCAUUACUGGCCAAACAAAGAGAGGUAUGGCCGGACAACCAAACGUGGCGGGUUUGAGGAGGGCAUGUGGGAGAUCGAGAAUGACCCGGGUGUUGGCCUCAAAGGUCAAAAGAAAUCAGCUCUGGUGAAACGACUGGCAGAGAGCCGACUGAAAUUCAAGAAGAAGAAAUCAGUAAAUCGGAGGGAAAACAAGAGCCAGACUGUUUCCUGUAAAGUAUCGCUGACGACAAAUAAAAGAGAAGCUCCUGUGAAAAUCAGCAGGACUCCCAAAACAAAGUCUGAAACCGUACACGAGGUUAAAGCAGCCGUGAAUGUGUCGACACGUUCGAGAGAUUGUGGAGGACGAGACGCAAGAGCCCGUCGGACGAGUAGAACUCCGCUGGCGAGGAAAGGGAGCUCCGUGAAGACGGUCACGUCAGGAAACAGGACGCUGCCUUCCAGAAAUAUCAUUUUAGCCAGACGAGCUGCUGCGGCAAGGACGCUUUCAGCUCGCAGGAAACACGUGCUGCGAGCCAUUAAAAUGCCGGAUAUGGCGAAUCAUAAAAAGCCCUUGCGAAUCACGCGGUCUAGUGCGGAUCUGAUCGAGACCAAAGCGGACAUCACGGAGAGGUCGGUGAAACCAGCCGCUCUGAAACGCAAACGGAAAGACGGAAAGAACGACGCUCCUAUUUCUGUUCCCGCGACCAACAGCUCCACCGUGGCGCGUCCAACAGGCUCAAAGAGGAAACGGCGUGGAGAAGAGGAGACAUCAGUUCCUGACGAUCCGGAGAAGAACGAGACCAAGAGACCGAGAGCAGAGAAGGAAGAUCAUGGAGACACACACGUGAAGAGGGACGUUUCGAGCAUCUUUGAGAAGCAGGAGAGGAAAGCCGAGAGGACACCCAGAGAUGAAGAGCGCUGUAAGAUCCUGGCGGAGAAGAGGCGGAGUGUGUUGAGGUCUCUGCAGGGGUUGGUCACGUCCACCAGAGGAAAAACACAAACGAACACGACUGAAACCACAGCACAGGAGGAGGAGCAUCAGAACCGGCCCGCCAGGAAUCGUGGAGUGAGAGGCGAGAACCGCAGCCCAAUGAAACCAACAGAGGAGGAGAAAAAAGAACAAGAGCGGAACGGAGAACAGGAAGUCAGGAACACCGAUUGUGCAACCGCGAGCGGGACGACACCGCACGAGGAGCUGCAGAAACGUCCCGAGAGGAAUCGUGAGGUCCGAUGUGAGAACCACGACCGGAUGAAAGCAAAAGAGGAGGAGAUGAAUAUUGAACAGGAAGUCCAGAACAUGGAACAGCAGAACAAUAACAGCACAGAAGACGAAAGCAGAGAUCGGUCUCUGUCCAUCACAGACUCUUUACUCUACCGGCUCCAUGGUGACAUUAGAAUCUCAAUGACGCUGGACAACCCAGAUGUGAGUAAGUGUUUAUUGGCUCUGGAUGAGUUGAGUACUGUCCCCGUCUCGUCUCGACACAUUCAGAACCACAGCAAGCUCAUAGACACCCUCAGAAAG
Molecule: messenger RNA, 1657 nt
Organism: Xyrauchen texanus (razorback sucker)
Lineage: Eukaryota; Metazoa; Chordata; Actinopteri; Cypriniformes; Catostomidae
Product: hepatoma-derived growth factor-related protein 2-like
Exons: 11
Biological process (GO): regulation of transcription by RNA polymerase II
Cellular component (GO): nucleus
Molecular function (GO): double-stranded DNA binding; transcription coregulator activity
Source: RefSeq, a predicted model, not a curated record